AUGCUCAUUGUCGAAAUCAAAUUAAUUGCAUUUGUGGGAUAUUUCCAUAAAGAUGAAUAUCAUAAUAGUAUUUGGCGCCUUUAUUAUGAAGGAAUUAGUCCUCCUUCCAAAGUCAAUACAGGUGAAGUUGAAACAGUCACAGCAACAUCCAGCAAAUGCUUUGCAUUCAUCUGCAAAUUCAUCAACCUUCAAGAUAGAGCAAUUAAUUUCACUCAUACUGUUGACUAUUCGAUUUUGCUUUAUGAAAAUGUUUUUUCACAAGGCCCAGGUACAAUAUCUAUAACCAGUACUAGUAAUACUGCCAUUGUUAUUGACAAAUUCUGUUCAUCUGAAAGUAAAACCCCAUCAGAUGGUCAAUUUGCAUAUUUUUAUGGCAAAAUCAACAGUACAAUCCUCCAAGGAUCAAUUUGUAAUGGAGGAAAUAGUUCAGUAAGUUCAAUGAUACACCAGAAAAAUGGCUUUGGGUCACUUUCAUUAACAAACUUUUCUAACUGUAUUUCCGAACAAAAACCAGGUUUUGUUUACAGUAUGGUUGAAUCAACAGCAAAUGCUUUAUUUUGCAAUUUUGAGAAUUUAAAAGCAACUGAAGUUAGAAUUACCCAAUUUUGGAAAUCUCCAGGAAGAAUUGAACGAUGCAAUUAUAUAAAUACUUCUCAACAUCAAGGAUUUUGUGGAUUGGUCGAAGUUGAUUCUGAAAGACUUGAUAUUUAUGAUUCAUCUUUCCAAAAUAAUCUAAAGAAUAAGGAAGGAUACUUAUUUAAUGGAGAAAAUGUUGGACAGAUUUAUAUAUAUCGAUGUAGCAUUGAUAUUGAUUUGAAAUGUCGCAAUGCAAAUACUUCAGAAAAGGGAACAGAGUCAUUUAAGAAUAAUUUGGCAUUCAUUGGAUUUCGUCCAUGCGAAGGAAAUCCGGAAAUAAUAUUAGAAUUUCUACCAAAGAAAGAAAAUAAAAUUUGUUCAUUACGUCCAUGCAUUAAUUUUCUUUUUGGUAACAAUUUUAUUUAUGUUUUGUUAAUUAGUAAAUAA
Messenger RNA from Trichomonas vaginalis G3, 1023 nucleotides. RefSeq lists its product as uncharacterized. The coding region runs from base 1 to 1023 and encodes 340 amino acids. The transcript has a single exon. Lineage: Eukaryota; Parabasalia; Trichomonadida; Trichomonadidae. The record is from RefSeq and is a predicted model, not a curated record.